This is a messenger RNA of Funneliformis geosporum, 576 nucleotides long. The record is from the annotation of a GenBank genome assembly. Lineage: Eukaryota; Fungi; Glomeromycota; Glomeromycetes; Glomerales; Glomeraceae.
AUGGAUCCAAAAGACGCAGAAUACCUUUCGUUUCUUGAAGACUAUGAAAAAAAGACACAGCCAUUUAUACAACCUAAAGAAGUACCUUUGACAAUAACCCAAAUGCAAGAUCCAACAACAUUCCCAGCUGAUAUUCAACGUAUAAGAGAAACAUUGUUGGAAGCAAGUUCACAAUUAUUAUAUAUUUCUGAAGCUGAAGAACCAUAUGAAUUCAUUUUCAUACCAAAUGAAGAAAUAUCCGAAUUACCAAGUAAUUGUGAAGAAUUUAAAUCUUUAAUAAAGAAAAGCAAUAUAACUUUAACAGAAGAAGAAGAAUCUGCGGAAGAAGGAAAUGAAAAUAAUAUAUUGGAUUUUGGAGAAUUUUUUAAUCCUUUCACUGUUGUUCAUGCUGAAGAUCCUUAUGGUCAAAGAGAUGGUUAUAAAGAACUACAAAAAAUUAUUGAAGCUACUUUUCAUGGUAAAGAAAAUGUUCGAAUUUAUAAGGUUGGCAGUCAUAGAAAAAUUGGUGUCUUUAUUGUGGGUUUAGUGAAAGGUGUUGGAAUCGUUGGUUUAAAAACUCUCAGUGUCGAAACAUAA